AUGAUCAUUAUUACAUUUCCAUACCUUUAUAUAAUCUAUGGAAUAAUUAUUACUUUAGUUUGUUCGACAAUUUCACUAGCUCAAUAUUAUAAUUCAGAAAAAAUUUUACAUUAUCUAUGUUCAUUAUGUGCUAUUAGUGCUCUAUAUAUGCCUAUUUUUUUAAAAUAUCAUUCACCUUGGACUGAAAUCACAGAUGGAUUGGUUAGUAUAUUUUCAGCAGUAACUGGAUUUUUAUUUGCUCUAAAAAUCCUUGAAAUUGCUUUUACAUAUGAAUGGUCAAAACAAAAACAGGUAACAUUAAAACAGAUUCUUAUAGAUUUUUCAACAUUUCCAAAAUAUAAAUAUGAACCAGAACCAUCGUCAGUUAAAUCAAAAUCGAUUCAUCCGACAUUUUUAAAUUAUAUAAAUUAUCUUAUUAUUGGUACUGAUGAUGAACAACUUUCAGCUCGUCGACAAAAUAUCUUAAUUAUGUUUCGUGCCAUGUGUGCAUACUUUCGAUCAGCCGAACAGAACUGGAGUAUUGGCGGUAGUAGCGAUGAAAUAUGGAAUGGAUGGCAUCAUAUCAAAUCUGAAGAUGAUUUUUGGGGAUGUGGUAAUAAUUUCGCAAUGACUUUACAGAAAGGUAUGCCAUUUAUAUCUGUCUAG
Rotaria sp. Silwood2 is the source of this 645-nucleotide messenger RNA. The record is from the annotation of a GenBank genome assembly. NCBI's taxonomy places the organism in Eukaryota, Metazoa, Rotifera, Eurotatoria, Philodinida, Philodinidae.